Molecule: messenger RNA, 1420 nt
Organism: Haliotis rubra (blacklip abalone)
Lineage: Eukaryota; Metazoa; Mollusca; Gastropoda; Lepetellida; Haliotidae
Product: trihelix transcription factor GTL1-like
Exons: 4
Coding region: 17-1045 (342 amino acids)
Source: RefSeq, a predicted model, not a curated record
UUCUCGCACAACAAACAUGGCGGAAACGACAGGAAAGGACGGUUCUGAGAGUUAUUGGAAGGAUGUAACCUUGCAAUUUCCCGAUGGUUAUGAGGUGACAGUAUGUUUGGAAAGGCCAGUUAUUCAAAAGCUGGAUGCUGGAGACGUUAAUCUGAUGAAUGAAAUCCGAAAACAACUGCUCCACUGUCCAUCCCAGUCAGUCCAAGAUCCAUCUCCAGUCCAGGGAUCACCUCCAUCAGUCCAGGCUACACCAUCUCCAGUCCAGGGACCUCCUUCAUCAGUGAAGGGUCCAUCAGUCGAAGGUCCAUCAUCAUCAGUCCAAAGCACACCUUCUUCAGUACAUGACUCACCAUCAUCAAUCCAGGUAGCAACUCCAUUAUUCCAAGAGGCUAAUGAUACUGAAUCUUCGACUUCAAAUCAGUACUCGCAAGAUGUUGACCUCGGAACAAACAAAUGGUCUAUUUCUGCUGUCCACAGAUUGAUUGAUUUGUACCAGGAAUCGGAAGCCAAAUUCACUUCCGUGAAGUAUAAGAAGAAAGAGAUUUGGGCCGACAUUACCAAAAAGCUUCAGGGUGAAGGAUUCAUUGACAAAAGCAUCACAAGUGUACAGGUUCAACAAAAAUGGAAGAAUGUAAGCAAGAAAUAUCGAGACACAGUGGACCACAACAACACCUCUGGGAACAAUCGAAAAAGCUGUCCAUUCUAUGAACGACUGCAUGAGGUGCUUGGUCACAAGCCGAAAGUACAACCUAAAGUUCUAGCCUGCUCUUCAAGUGGUGUUAUCAAACCUUCCAUAGAGAAAAAAAAGAGAAAGUUUGAAGGAAAAAUUUAUUCAAGUUCAGAUGAAAAUGAUGCAAGUCUUCCAUCGAUCAUACACAGAAGGCCCAGAAAGAAAGUAAAGUCUAAUGUUAAGGGUGAAAUUUCAACAUUUCGGCAGGAACAAAAUAAAAAUCAGCAACAACUCUUGGAAACUAUUAAAAAAAUGCAUGAGGACCGAAUGAGAAUGUUCGAAUCAUUCUUGGAUGUUUUGAAAAAAGAAUCAUAAACUGACUUCUUUACUAUUGCCAAUCUGUUUAAGAUUUUCAUUAGAUUAUAUUAGUAAGUGCACAGAAAUGGCACUGUGAUGAAGACGUUUGUUUUGCAGCAAGAAAACAAUUUCUGUUUGUAUAUUUCAUAUUUCCGUCUAUUUUUUUACAGUAAAGUGCCAAGAAUGUCAAGGUGAACAUGGAGCUUACACAUGUGUUAUCCAAAGAAAUUGCUAGUGUAAUAUAUUUAAUUUUUUUUACGGUUUAAAUUUUUUAUUUCUCACCAUGUUUUUUCUGAUGUCAUGUCAUCCUUUUGUUCAUCAGUACCUGUUGGUGCUAGCAUGUUUACUGCAGUAUUUCUUUAUAUUGUGCAAUAAUAGUGAGAUACCCUUUGA